AUGCAGAUCAAGAAACUGCUGAGAGAAAAAAGGCUCGAGGACAUCGUAGAUAAAAACUUAAUAACUAUGAUCCCAAAGAGGUCGAGACAAUCAUUCAGGUUGCAUUGCUCUGCACCCAAAGUUCACAGGAAGAUCGUCCCAAAGAUGGCAGAAAUUGUAAGCAUGCUGAAGGGGUGGGUUUGUCGGAGAGAUGGGCCGAGUGGGAGCAGCUUGAAGAAGUAA
This is a messenger RNA of Ilex paraguariensis (yerba mate), 222 nucleotides long. NCBI's taxonomy places the organism in Eukaryota, Viridiplantae, Streptophyta, Magnoliopsida, Aquifoliales, Aquifoliaceae. The record is from the annotation of a GenBank genome assembly.